CAGCCUUCUCUCUCUUCCCUCCCCUUCUCUCUCUACCCAUGGCGAUUCGGGGAAGAAACCCUAACCCUAUCUUUCUCUCUCUAGCUCUCUUCUCUCUCCUCUCCAUCGCUUCUGCGAAAGUCUUCUUUGAGGAGCGAUUCGAUGAUGGAUGGGAGAAUAAGUGGGUUAAAUCCGAAUGGAAGAAAGAUGAGAACAUGGCUGGGGAAUGGAACUACACCUCUGGUAAAUGGCAUGGAGACCCGAAUGAUAAAGGUAUCCAAACAAGUGAGGACUACAGAUUCUAUGCUAUAUCAGCUGAGUUCCCUGAAUUCAGCAACAAAGAUAAGACAUUAGUUUUCCAAUUUACUGUUAAACAUGAACAGAAGCUUGACUGUGGUGGUGGAUACAUGAAGUUGCUCAGUGGUGAGGUUGAUCAAAAGAAAUUUGGUGGUGAUACCCCAUACAGCAUCAUGUUUGGACCUGAUAUCUGUGGCUAUACCACCAAAAAGGUCCAUGCUAUUCUUACACGAGAUGGAAAAAAUCACUUAAUUAAGAAGGAUGUUCCUUGUGAGACUGACCAGCUAUCCCAUGUUUACACUUUCAUCCUCAAGCCAGAUGCUACCUACAGCAUCCUCAUUGACAACGUUGAGAAACAGACUGGUAGUCUGUACUCUGAUUGGGAUAUUCUCCCUCCAAAGAAGAUCAAGGAUCCUGAGGCCAAGAAACCUGAAGAUUGGGAUGAGAAGGAGUACAUUCCUGAUCCUGAAGAUGAGAAGCCAGAGGGAUAUGAUGACAUCCCGAAGGAGAUACCGGAUCCUGAUGCAAAGAAGCCUGAAGAUUGGGAUGAUGAGGAAGAUGGUGAAUGGACAGCUCCAACCAUUGCCAACCCUGAGUACAAGGGACCAUGGAAGCCAAAGAAAAUUAAGAAUCCCAACUACAAGGGAAAAUGGAAGGCACCAAUGAUUGACAACCCAGAGUUCAAAGAUGACCCAGAGAUCUAUGUUUUCCCCGAUUUGAAGUAUGUGGGCAUUGAACUCUGGCAGGUGAAAUCAGGGACCUUGUUCGACAAUGUCUUGAUUUGUGAUGAUCCAGAGUAUGCAAAGCAAUUGGUAGAAGAAACAUGGGCCAAGUACAAGGAUGCUGAGAAGGCAGCAUUUGAUGAGGCAGAGAAGAAGAGGGAAGAGGAGGAAUCGAAGGAGGACCCAGUUGACUCUGAUGUCGAGGAUGAAGAUGAUGCUGAUGCUGAUGCUGCCGAGGCAGAAGACUCUGAUUCUGAAGCCAAAUUAGAAUCAGAAACAGGCAAGGAAGCUGACAGUGAUGAUGAAGAAGACAAGCAUGAUGAGCUGUAGGGUGAGCCGACUACAAUAUCAUGCUGACAAAUUGGUCUUGAAGAUAAAGCUUGAGCUCAAAGAAUUUUUCUUUGUUUUUUACGUUUUUAUUUUAAUUUUAGUCGGUAGGGUGAGAAAACGGUUGAGGGCUUGAGACUGCUUGGCUGAUUGCCUUUAGAACACAUUGGUUGUCUUGAGUUAUUAGGUGGGGGACUAAAAGGAAAACCAUUUAUGCAGUGUAAUGGAGCUUCCAAUGACGUGAAAUUUUUCCUUAGAAAUGCUUUGUUUUCUCCGUA
Molecule: messenger RNA, 1603 nt
Organism: Vitis riparia (riverbank grape)
Lineage: Eukaryota; Viridiplantae; Streptophyta; Magnoliopsida; Vitales; Vitaceae
Product: calreticulin
Exons: 14
Coding region: 39-1328 (429 amino acids)
Biological process (GO): protein folding
Cellular component (GO): endoplasmic reticulum membrane; endoplasmic reticulum
Molecular function (GO): calcium ion binding
Source: RefSeq, a predicted model, not a curated record